Messenger RNA from Enterospora canceri, 1020 nucleotides. The record is from the annotation of a GenBank genome assembly. NCBI's taxonomy places the organism in Eukaryota, Fungi, Microsporidia, Enterocytozoonidae.
AUGGAUGAAAUAUUUUGGUUUUACCCAGAAAUGACGUCUAAAAAAGUGAGAAAGCACUCUGGGAUACUGUAUGACGACAGAUUCAAGACAAAGGCCACUGUUAAGAAGAAGAUGGUGGCAAGAAACACCGUAUUGGAGCAUUCGAGACUGAAUAAGCUCAAUGAGAGGCUGAAUAUUCAGAAUUCGAAUGAGAGAAUAGUGGAGGCGUAUUCUGGGAUACUUGGAAGCGUAGAUUACACGAUGAGUCUUCCACCAAGGGUGCCAUACGAUGGAAUUGCACCAAAUGAGUACAAAUUGGUUGAAGAAGAGGCAUUCAACCACUGGAAGCACCUAAAUGAGGGAAUGGUCUUUGAGAAGAACAUUGAGGUGUGGAGACAGUUCUGGAUUGCGUGUGAGAGGGCAGAAUGCAUUGUACAGAUUGUAGAUGGUAGGAAUAUUGAGCAGUUUGUGAAUGAGGACAUCAAGAAGGUCUACCCGAAUAAGAAACAUGUGAUCUUAUGCAAUAAAAUGGAUUUGGUUGAGAAUGGAACUGUUGAUAGGGCCAAAAUGACUAACAUGAUUCAUUCCAGUACAAAAGAGACCAAUAGGAACCUGAUUAGUGCCCUAAUGGAGUAUGGUAGCACUUUUGUGUUUAUUGGCUAUCCAAACGUGGGAAAGAGUAGCACAAUAAACAUGAUAGUCCAAAGUAGAAAAGUGAGGGUAUCAAGCACUCCUGGUAAAACAAGAUACAUUCAGACAAUCAAUGGAUCCGACUUCACCAUCUACGACACUCCUGGACUGGUAUUCCCACGCCACAGCAAAAUAGACCUGAUACUGAUGGGAGUGAUCAAUAUUGAUCACGUGAUGGAUCUGAGACAGUACGAAAGUGAAAUAGUGAAUCGUGUUAGUGGAAGCAGAAUGGCAGGAAAAGAAGGAAAUAGAGGCGUGGCUGAUCUGGGAGAAAUGAGCAAUGCCAGAGGAUGCACCAGAAUGGAAUCACUGAAAAUGGUUCUGAAGGAGUAUUUGGAUAGAAGCACCUAA